GACGCCCCGCCCCCUUGCGGCCGCCGAGCCAAUGGAAAGCGAGUAGAAUGCAGCGGCGGUGUCUCAACGUUGCACCGCUUGUUACACCUUCGCCCGGAGUCUGCGUUUGGUGGAGCCUCCGCUGCGGGACACCCGGUGAGGCGAUCCCCUAUGGGGCAGCGUUACGACCCGCGAUCCCCUGCUGGCUCCCCCUUCCCGACUUUGCUGUCUCUCCUCACAGGGCUUUGUUUCCAGUCCCCUGAUCAUCCUUGUUGCCCUCCUCUGAACUUAUUCUACAUGACUGAUUGGGUUGCAGCUGUAUGUUUUACAGACAGGGAACUGAGGCUGAGAAAUAAAAGUUGGUGAAGAACAUAAAGUGGAAGAGCAACGCCCCUGCUCCGCCGUGCCUGUCCUCCUUGGUUGGCUGGAAGGGAUGAGUGAGCACCCAAUGGCCCGCCACAGCAAGCUUCAGAAGCAAGUCCUCAGCCUGUACCGCAGCUUCCUGCGGGCUGGCAAGGGCAAGCCGGGUUUCCUGCCUCAGAUCCGGGCUGAGUUCCAGAAGAACGCCCAGAUUCCCCGGACAGACGUCCUGCUUAUAGAGUACCUCCUCCGGCGCGGGCAAAGGCAGCUGGAACAACUCAGAGACGUCCACACCAAACAGAUGGGAGCCUUUGUCAAAACGAAGCAGGAGGAAUGACGAACCUGGAAUCUUGCUUUUCAGAAAAAGUCUCAGGCCCGUUUUUGAUGGACUUAAUUAUUUCUCCUAGCUGCUGAUUUUUAGGACAGCUUACAUCAGGAAUGGGGAAGCUGUGGUCUUGCAGUUUGUUUUUUAUGAGCAUGGCCAGUGGUCAGAGCUGAUGGGAGUUGUGGUCCUUGUGAUGCUGCUGGGCUCCAGUUUCCCCAUCCUUUGCUUCCGUGGCAGACAGAAGUAUAGCAAACUGGAAUAAAUAGGGAUGGGUCUUGUAGAUACAGACACCAUAGAUUGAAUGCUCUAUGCAAUGCCACCAGAGAGCACAGUUCAGAAACAUUCUGCUUCCCUCACUCUGUUCCUUUUGUCAUUCUUUUUAUAAGUGAACCAGAGCAUCUCUUCCCUACAGAUGUCAAACUGUUUUAAGCAGAUCUGAUUGAUCUUAUCUUGAGGGACUCUGAGGACUACCAUUCUGUGCAGAUGUUGGGAAUUUUGUGUCGGAGAUCUCCAGCACCCACACAUGACAGUUAAACCGGUUUUGCUGCUCCGUGUAGAUGUAUUUCAACUCAGUUUUUCAGUCUUUACUUGUACCCUUGGUUGCUCCGCACUGGUGGAAUUUUGAUUCUAAUGGACAAUUACCAAAGAGCUGGUGUACAUGCGUGCUGCCUUUUUAAGAUUGUUUAGAAUGAGUAAUUUCACUCCCCCAGAUUGUUUCUACAAGAUCUGAGCUUCAAGGAUCCACAUCAGACCAUACAUGAAGGAACUGAUGCCCACCAUACCACAGCACUAAUCCUUAACUUUAGCCUCAGGUGUUUUUGUAGAGGGUGACACAGAGGACCUCACUUGUGUAACAAACAGAGGUGCAUGCUUAGGCAAAGAAUCUGCAUUUUAACACAGAGUUGUUUGGCAAGUUGAAGAAGCCCUUAACCUGCUUCUCUGCAUAAUAUUGAUCAUGGUCACUUGAAGAGACAAAGCGAGGUACCCAGAGGUAUAAUUUCCACCAGUGGAAACUGGUGGCUCCAAUGUCAGUGGGGCAGCGAAUCUGCUCCAGGUUUUAGUCCAAACUUUCAAGGAGCUGUCCAAGGUGCUUGAAAGUUCAGAAUGAAACCUGGAGCGGAUUCACUGCCCCACUAACACUGGAGCCAUUGGAAAGAGGAGGGCAUCAUUGUAUCCUUCUUUCAUGAAUGCACAUCACUCCUGGAUGUUUGAACAGGCCAAAGCUGAGGUAUGUCGAAGGCAUCCUCGAAUGCCUCAUCUAGGAACUUUUUUCUCUUUGAGUGCUACUAUUAUGUGCUUUACAUGAAGGCAAAUGGGGAUGAACUCCUUCCAAGGAAAGUAAGAGGGAUGGUGGUGUAUUAAAAGUGAAUUUCUCAACACAACUGCUGGUUACAGCAGCUGAAAUAAAACUGCCGUACUAUUG
Rhineura floridana is the source of this 2087-nucleotide messenger RNA. It is a transcript of the gene SDHAF1, whose product is annotated as succinate dehydrogenase complex assembly factor 1. Lineage: Eukaryota; Metazoa; Chordata; Lepidosauria; Squamata; Rhineuridae. Gene Ontology annotation, cellular component: mitochondrion. The transcript has 3 exons. Gene Ontology annotation, biological process: mitochondrial respiratory chain complex II assembly. The coding region runs from base 413 to 676 and encodes 87 amino acids. The record is from RefSeq and is a predicted model, not a curated record.